UCUCCGUUGACUGUGCUUGAUCUUCAAAACUUCUUUCGUUCCUCUCCCUCCAAAUACGCCACCAUAACCAUAUUGGAACCAUCUUCCAUAUAGAGGCAAUCUGAGAGUUACCCUGGAUAGCUUUCCAAGAAGCAAGGAGGUCUAGUGUCCGUCUCGGCAUCACCCAAGCUAAUCCCACCCGAGCAAGAACUUCAUUCCACAAUGUCUUGGCAAUCUCACAAUAUAGUAGUAGAUGAUCAAUUGACUCUCCACUCUUUUUACACAUACAAAACCAAUCCAAGAUUAUGAUGCGACGUUUCCUUAGAUUGUCUAGAGUGAUGAUCUUCCCCAAGGAAGCUGUCCAUUCAAAAAACUUUUGUCUUCCAAGUACUCUUCCAUAGGAAUGAAUUUGCACCGUGUAUUGUCAUGGCUUUGUGUUCAGAUCACUUGAAACCAAUUCUUCCAAACAGUGACAGAUGUUCCAGAAGAUUUUGACCAUUUACCUCUAGGAUUUUUCUCUCCGUACACUUAUAUCCUAAGCUACAUCGAUUGUUCUAUGGCUGGUGAUUCACUAGCAUUUCCUGGUCGAUAAUAGAGAGGUGUAUUAUUGUAAGGAUGGAAUGCUCGAAGGUAGUCCUGAUUAAAGACAUUUGAGAUUUCAUUCGUAGGAAGUCGAGCAUUGCGCAUCAUAUAGAGAGGAAGGAAGGUGACUAAUCGAUACUCCCAACAAUGAACUGGGUUGUGCAGACUUUGGAUGAAUGCUCUCGUUCGGAAGGUAAUAAGGAAUUCAUCAGAACAUCCAGUCCAGGCAGCAAUGCUUACAUAGCACAAAGGUCUGUCAAUUUUGGUCUGACCUCUAACGACUAUGGUCGAUAUCUGACCAUAGUACAGUACAGAGACGGAGGAAGGAGAAGCCUCAUCAUCAUCCCUGAAGAAGGGGAUGGUAAAGGUUCGAGGAAUAUGGCAAUGGAGCUUCGUGCGAUGUAUGGUAGUGUGGGAAAAAUUGGUGAGAAGGAUUAGAGGGGGUUUGUUACUCUCGAACAACAAGUGCACAAAAGCUCCAAGUGGUGGAGUUGCCCACAAAUCAUACGCCGAAGCAGUAACUAGUGCCGCACCAGCCAUUAGAGGAGUUGCCAGGAAAACAGAGGAGAUGAGAAGUGUAGGGUUGCCAAACUAGGGAACGAAGGGUAGUAUGGGUAUUUUGAAGGAGAUAGAAGGUAACGUUAAGAAGAAGAGGAGAGAGAAGUUGGCUAUUGUGUCGAAAGCCAGAGACAGUUACGCAGGAAAGGAUGAAGGCUCUCUGUUCAAGGGGUGAGGUGCAAAGAAAGUUAAUCUGAGUAUCAGAGAUGAACUAUUUGAACUGAGGGGGCGAAUCAAUGUUUUAAUCCACAAAAUAAAUCAGGAUAUGGGCUUGGGCUCGAGACAGGGAAACAAGCCCAUUAUGCUAGGUCUAGGGAGGCUCAGGAAAAUAAGUUGGGCACAGAAGAAAGGAGGGCUACAUGGGCCGAGAAAGAGAAAAUGAAGAUGGACACAACAGACCAUCCGGCCCAGCAAUAGCGGGUCAAAAUUCCAAGUCACCCGAUCUUCGAAAUCGGGUUGACAUCUGGAGCUGCAACAACAUCGUCGGAGACGACGUCACUCAGGUCGGGGACAUCACAGACAAGGUCGACUGAGGGCGAACCAGCGGUUGACAUCUAGGCUACCGUGGUGGCGGCGCCGACGAUAAGAACAAUAGCUACGGAGCUUGGUUCUAAAGCAGAAAUGUCCGUCCGACACUUAGGAGUCGACGGGAACACUCUGAUCUCUUCACAGACAGUGCCGAUCAUGGAAAUCGAAGGGUGUAUUACGGGGGAGGAAGAAAUUCCAGGCCAUGCUUUGGUAGUGGUUGACUCGACUGGGGGCCAAGGAGAGUAUUUGAAGAUGGUACAUCAUGACUCAGACCAGUUGGGGGAGGCACAAGCAAGUCCUUUGGUCAAUGCAGCUGCUCACUGGGUAGAACCGGCUCCACUGGUAUCUAUCCACCCAAGCAACAGUAGCAACAUUCAUGCCUCAAAUUGGGUAUUACACAAGGCAAAAGAGAUUCAAAGUUGUGUGGGAAUCUUGUGUGAAGACUGAGGACCAAUUCAUAGUUUUCUUGGCAGCAAUUGAGGCUGGACAGUCUAGGGAGCUCAAUUCUUCUAAGAAGAAAGCUAGAGAAUUAAAAAGGCUUGAUUGGACAGUCAAUGUUGGAGUAAGCGAGAAGAGCUCUAACCGUAGAAGACCGAAGGGAAGGGAAAUGGAGGUUUUUUUAUGAAACUAAAAAUUGUUUCAUGGAAUGUAAGGGGUGCUGAAUUAGAAGAGAAAGCGCCUCAAAGUUAGAAACAUGCUAUGUAAAUGGAGAGUGGACAUUGUAUGUUUGCAAGAAACGAAACGAAAUUAGAAUUUAUUCCCCUUUGCAUUAUAAGGAGUUUGUGGGGUGGCAUUACCUACCAUCCCAAGGGGACUCGGGUGGCAUCUUAGUGAUGUGGGAUGAAAGGGUGGUGGAAAUGAUGGAGGAAUGUUUAGGGGAUUUUACGGUGGCUUGUUCCUUUAAGAAUGUUGUAGACGCUUUUCGGUGGGCUUUUGCUAGAGUUUAUGGCCCAAAUAUAGAUCGUACUUGAAGUUUAUUAUGGGAUGAGUUGUCAGGACUAAGUAACAUAUGGGACUUACCUUGGUGUAUUGGUGGCGAUUCAACGUCACUCACUUCUCGAGUGAAAGAUCGGGUGGCUCUAGUUUUAACCCAACUAUGGUGGAUUUCUCUACUUUUAUUUUUGAACAUGAUUUACUGGAUAUCCCUCUUGCAGGUGGCUCUUUCACUUGGUCUAGCAACCGAGAACUCCCCUCUUGGUCAAGGAUUGAUAGAUAUCUAGUAUCACCCGAAUGGGAAGCACACUAUCUAGAUCUCAUUCGAAAACGACUCCCCAGGUUGUGUUCAGAUCACUUUCCUAUCCUCCUUGAUUGUGGAGGUCUCCGCGGAGGCUCAAGGUACUUCAAGUUUGAGAAUAUGUGGUUGAAGUCAGAAGGAUUUCUUGACAAAGUAAGACAGUGGUGGUCUUCUUAUCACUUCUAUGGAAAACCUAGUUAUGUCUUGGCAUGCAAAUUGAAGUCCUUGAAGAAAGUUUUGAAGGUAUGGAACGAGCACGUGUUUGGUGAUGUGGGAGGCCAAAAAAAUACUCUUUUCAAGGAACUCAAAGGUUUGGAGGGAGUGGAAGAGGAGAGAGAACUAUUUGAAGAGGAGAGAGCUCGCAAAAUCCAAGUGACAAUGGAUAUUGAAAGGGUCUCUCUAUUGGAAGAAAUAUCUUGGAGACAAAAGUCGAGAGCACUAUGGUUGAAGGAAGGGGAUAAAUGUACCAAGUUUUUCCACCGAUUAGCUAAUUCACAUAGAAGAAACAAUGCCAUAGAGACACUGAUGAUUGAUGGGGUGACUUCCUCAAACCAAGAUGAGAUCUCUAAUCAUGUUGUAAAAUAUUAUGAGAAUGUACUCUCAGAACAAUUCUCCUGGAGACCAAGAUUAGAUGGGCUUACUUUCGACGUCCUCGGCUCGCAGGAAGUUGAAUAGCUUGAACGACCGUUUGACGAGACAGAGGUCAGGGGAGUUUUGAAAAGCAUGGCAGGUGACAAAGUUCUAGGCCCGGAUGGAUUUUCUAUGACUUUUCCAAACAUGUUGGGAAGUGCUCGAAGAAGACGUAAUGGGGGUCCUUCAUGAAUUUCAUGAAAGUGGGAGGUUUGAAAAAAGCCUUAAUGCAACUUUUAUCGCGCUCAUUCCAAAAAAAUCGGGAGUUGUAGAGGUUAGUGAUUAUCGUCC
Messenger RNA from Juglans microcarpa x Juglans regia, 3802 nucleotides. RefSeq lists its product as uncharacterized. The transcript has 2 exons. The record is from RefSeq and is a predicted model, not a curated record. Bases 2657 to 3556 code for a protein of 299 amino acids. NCBI's taxonomy places the organism in Eukaryota, Viridiplantae, Streptophyta, Magnoliopsida, Fagales, Juglandaceae.